CGCUUCCGCAUGCAGCAAGUCCUGCCGGGUGCCGUCAUCUUUUCAGAUCCGUUGGACGUGUACAAUGGUUUGCCUGAUGAAUGUCGUACGUCUGUGCGUAUGUGAGUGUUGAAGGAGUCACGUAUUAAGAGUCACGGAAAGCUUAGAGGAAAAGGUACAAAGUUUGAUUGAACCUCGCACACUGUUGCACUCCAGUUCAGUUUCAGACCUUGACAUCACUUAUUCUUUGCCGGUCAACCUUUCUGACUGAGGCGACUAAAACAUAUCGAAGAGAGAAAUACAGACAUCGGAAAAUGGCAUCACCAGAGUACCCCAAAACCGCCGUUAACAAACUCGGUCGAUUGGCAAAUCGAGGCGCAUAUGAUUACGCAACAAUCCACAGUCUAGUAAACGCCUGUCCAAUCCUCCACGUCUCCUUUGUCGACCCAGAACAUCCUUUCCCCGUCGUCCUGCCCAUGUUGGGAUGUACAGGAAACUACGAGGACCAAUCCGCCGACCCCUCAAACACCCCCCAAACCCUCUACAUCCACGGCUACGUCUCAGGCCGCAUCUUCAAAAGUGGGAAAAACAGUUCAGGCAAUGGUUUGCCCAUCACCGUAGCCGCCAGUUUCCUCGACGGCCUAGUCCUAAGUCUAACACCCUUCCACAACUCAUGCAACUACCGCUCCGCCAUCGUAUACGGAUACGCAGAAUUAGUCGAAGACCCCGACGAAGCGCUGUACGCCAUGAAAGCCAUCACUGACAAUCUGCUCCCCCAGCGCUGGGAGAAGAGUAGGACGCCACCCACGACUGCGGAACUGAAAUCAACUUCUAUACUCAAGAUUAAGAUUGAGAGUGCGAGUGCGAAGAUUAGGACGGGGGGACCGAGUGAGGAUAGGAAUGAUGUUAAGGAUAGGGAGUUGGUGAAGAAGACUUGGACGGGUGUUGUGCCGUAUUGGGGGACGUGGGGGGAGCCUGUUCCCGGGGAGGAGAAUGGGUGUGAGGAGGUUGAGGGGUACAUUGAGGGGUGGAGGGUUGGGGAGACGGGGAGGGCGAGGGGGUAUGCUUUUGAGGCUAUUGGGAAGGGUAAAUAAGAUUUGAACAAGGGGAGGUGGGCAUAAGUGGACGGGCAGUAUUGAACUGUGUUUUUUGUCGGUUUCUUUCUUGUUUUGUUGAACGUACUGGUGCAGAAGAAGUGCGAAAAUAGCACAGUUGAGUAACGAAGUAUAUAAUCGCAACGCAGGUAUAUGUUUAGUAAUUUUGAACUACUGGU
Molecule: messenger RNA, 1252 nt
Organism: Alternaria rosae
Lineage: Eukaryota; Fungi; Ascomycota; Dothideomycetes; Pleosporales; Pleosporaceae
Product: 5-nitroimidazole antibiotic resistance protein
Exons: 3
Coding region: 294-1073 (259 amino acids)
Source: RefSeq, a predicted model, not a curated record